Messenger RNA from Plodia interpunctella (Indianmeal moth), 2686 nucleotides. It is a transcript of the gene Hacl, whose product is annotated as 2-hydroxyacyl-CoA lyase. NCBI's taxonomy places the organism in Eukaryota, Metazoa, Arthropoda, Insecta, Lepidoptera, Pyralidae. The record is from RefSeq and is a predicted model, not a curated record. The coding region runs from base 159 to 2045 and encodes 628 amino acids. The transcript is spliced from 12 exons. Gene Ontology annotation, biological process: fatty acid alpha-oxidation. Gene Ontology annotation, cellular component: peroxisome. Gene Ontology annotation, molecular function: thiamine pyrophosphate binding; magnesium ion binding; catalytic activity.
UUAGAUUUCUAACUAAUUGUACAGCAACAGCUGUGAUUUGAUUUUGAUAACAGUAUCUUUAUCAGUCGGCAAAUUCAUAUUUUAGCAUUUAUUAUAAUAAAUUCGUCUUCUUGAUAUGUAAGUGUGAUUUUUGACUGCUGAAAUGCUGUAACUUUUGUAUGUUCCCGCGCCUGGCCCAAUUAACAAUUAGGAGAUCAAUUCACGUCUCAGCAAAAUUAACACAAAGCAUGACUAUAGACGGAAAUACAAUAUUGGCGGAGAGCCUGAAGAAACAAGGAAUAGAAUAUGUGUUUGGCAUAGUUGGUAUUCCUGUAAUAGAGACCUCAAUGGCAUUCCAAGCAGCCGGGCUCAAAUACAUUGGCAUGCGCAAUGAGCAGGCUGCAUGCUACGCUGCUCAGGCUAUUGGAUACUUGACUGGUAAGCCAGGUGUAUGCCUUGUUGUGUCAGGGCCUGGUCUGUUACACUGUAUGGGUGGUAUGGCCAAUGCACAGGUCAACUGCUGGCCAUUGUUGGUGAUAGCUGGAUCUUGUCCUGAGGACCAUGAGGGAAUUGGUGGUUUCCAGGAAUGGCCCCAGGUAGACUCGAGCCGCAUCUAUUGCAAGUACACUGCGCGGCCGCCGUCGCCACGCCUGAUCCCGCUGCACGUGGAGCGCGCAGUGAGACUCGCGUCCGUGGGCCGCCCCGGCGUGUCCUACCUCGACAUGCCGGGCACAUUGCUCAUGGCUGAAGUAGAGGAAGAAAAGGUACCUCUAGACUUCUACAGCGCCGAGCCAGUCAAGCUGGGACACCCAGACCCCGCGUUAGUGUCUCGGGCUGCAGAAUUACUGUCCAAGGCGGAGCGCCCUCUAGUGAUCGUGGGGAAAGGCGCCGCACACGCCAGGGCUGAGGAAGCUAUCACUAAACUUGUGAAUAACACGAAACUACCGUUCUUGCCCACACCUAUGGGCAAAGGCGUGGUGCCGGACGAGUCGUCGUUGUGUGUUUCCGCUGCGCGUACGCAGGCGCUGCUGAAAGCAGACGUCAUAUUGUUGUUGGGGGCGCGGCUCAACUGGAUGCUGCACUUCGGACAGCCGCCUAGAUUCGCGCCCGAUGUCAAGUUUAUACAGGUGGACAUUUCCCCCGAGGAGUUCCACAACAGCGUGCAGUCGGAGCUGGCGAUCCACGCAGACAUCAAGCCGUUCGCCGAAGCUCUGACCAGGCAACUCUCCGAGAAAAAGUAUUCGCUACAACCCGCCAGUAAUGGCUGGUGGCAGGAGCUGCAGAAGAAGCAACAGGCUAAUACUGCUUUUGUUGAGGCGCAAGCGAACGACAAAUCAGUGCCGCUAAACUACUACGCGGUGUUCAAGACAGUACAGAACAACAUCCCCAAAGACUCCAUCAUCGUGAGCGAGGGCGCCAACACCAUGGACAUAGGGCGGGGGAUGCUGCUCAACAACAAGCCCAGACAUCGCCUCGACGCUGGCACUUUCGGCACUAUGGGGAUGAGCGAAACGAAAGAUAUGUCAAUGUGCCUAUCUCUGUGGACGGAGUUAUGUGAGACAUGCGCGCGCGCAGGUGGGCCCGGGGUUCGCGGUGGCGGCGGCGCUGUGGAGCCGCGCGUCCGCGGCCGCGGCCGCGCCGAGGGUCAUCUGCGUCGAGGGAGACUCCGCCUUCGGCUUCUCAGGAAUGGAGAUCGAGACGAUGUUCCGAUACAAACUGCCGGUGGUGAUCGUGAUCGUGAACAACAACGGCAUCUACAGCGGCUUCGACAAGGAGACCAUGAGAGACAUGCAGGCCGGCGGCGACCCCACGCAGUGUACACCACCAACUUCUCUGUCCGCGGAGGUCCGCUACGAGAAGAUGAUGGAGUUAUUCGGAGAGACGGGCCACUUCUGCCGCACCACCGAAGAGAUAGAAGUGGCGCUGAAGAAGGCGCUCGCCGUCACAGACAAACCCAGUAUCAUCAACAUAGCCAUCAACCCACAGGCCAACAGGAAACCACAGACUUUCAACUGGCUGACAGAAUCCAAAUUAUAAAAUGUAUGUCACUCGAUCAUUCUCACUAGAUCCAUAAUGGAUCUAGUUGGAAUAUUUUUUCACGACAGAUCCAAUCUAUCUAGCUAAACAAGAGAGCAGAGAGAGAGAGCGACUAUUGGCUCUGUCUACACUGUAAGGGAUAAAGACGUGAUAAUGUAUGUAUAGAUACAGGUCACCUUAAUCGCUGCUCCUUAGAGAUCUAGUCUCAUUGUUGAAAAUUUGGUAAUGGUAUAUUUUUAUACUAUAAAGGUAACUUGUUAAUUAAUACCUUUUUAUUAAAAUAAGUUUGCAAACAAGUCAAUGGAACUAUAAAUAUUAAUUACCAAUGAUUUUUGGGAAAACGUAUUAUGCCCAGCAUGUUUAGCCGUCUAUAUUUGACAACACAUAAAAUGCAUUUAAAAUUAUGAAAGAAAGACUGCAAUACUUUUAUUUUUCAAAUUUUUUAAUAAUUUGGACUGUUUAUUAAUUAAUCUUCAGUGUGCAAUAUGUAUAUCUAACUAGCUAUAAGCGAGAAUUCUAUCUUUAAGGAUAUUUUUGGACCAAAAAUAAAUAACACAACAUUACAUCUGAUAUUGUCUGUAAUUGAGUUAUACUUAAAUGGUCACAUCACAUUGUUUGUAUAUAAUGAACUUAAAAAUAUAUAUUUAAUACAUUUACAUUAAAAACUAAA